AUGCCCUUCCUCAGCGCCGGCCACCCCCUCCGCCUCGCCCUCUCCACCCUCAAGGCCACCUGCCUCGCCCACCUCGCCUUCACGCACCUCGUCCAGCUCUCCCCCGCCAGCGGGCCCUCCAUGCUGCCCACUUUCUCCGUCCACGGCGACUGGAUCGCCGCCGACAUGACGGCGCGCCGCGGCAAGGGCGGCAGCCUGCGCGUCGGCGACCUCGUCCUCUACAAGAUCCCCAUCUUCGAGUCCCAGCACGGCGUCAAGCGCCUCGUCGGGAUGCCGGGGGAUUACGUCUCCCUGGGCACGCCCGGCGAGCAGGGCGAGGAGCAGAUGAUUCAGGUCCCCGAGGGCCACUGCUGGAUCGUCGGCGACAACCUCCCCGCCUCGCGCGACUCGCGCCAAUUCGGACCCCUCCCGCUCGCCCUCGUGCAGGGCAAGAUCAUCGCCAAGAUCCUGCCCUGGAACGAGAGGCACUGGAUCAAAAACGGUUUGGAACCGGCUUCGCCCCCCUCUUCAUGA
Messenger RNA from Purpureocillium lilacinum, 513 nucleotides. RefSeq lists its product as uncharacterized. Gene Ontology annotation, molecular function: serine-type endopeptidase activity. The record is from RefSeq and is a predicted model, not a curated record. Lineage: Eukaryota; Fungi; Ascomycota; Sordariomycetes; Hypocreales; Ophiocordycipitaceae. Gene Ontology annotation, cellular component: membrane; mitochondrial inner membrane peptidase complex.